AGUUUGUCCGUGAAAAUAGCGCCAAAUUUCGUUCUCCAGGUUUUAUGUUAGACGAACUUACAAACCCAUACAUAGAUACUGAUGGAAAGUGAGAGGGAUGAGGAUUAUCCUAUCGGUGUACUUAUCGAAGAACUUCGUGGUGAAGACUUACACGUUCGUCUUCAUAGCAUUCGCAAAAUCUCUACUAUUGCCUUAGCUCUUGGCCCGGAAAAGACCAGAUCUCAACUAAUACCGUUUCUGACAGAAACAAUAUAUGAUGAAGAUGAAGUACUGCUCACUUUAGCAGAACAAAUCGGAACUCUAGUUCCAUAUGUGGGCGGUCCUGAGUAUGCCCACUCACUUCUUCCUCCACUUGAGAGUCUUGCAGCAGUUGAAGAAACGGUUGUACGUGACAGGGCUGUAGAGGCACUCAGGAAACUUGCACCAGACCAUACUACAGAAGCAAUGGAAAAAUAUUUCAACCCAUUGUUACAUCGCCUAGCUACUGGUGAUUGGUUCACAAGCCGAACCUCUGCAUGCGCUCUCUUUAGUGUAGUAUAUCCUAGAGUAAGGAGCUCAAAACGAUGGGAAUUACUUGAUUUUCUUAGGAGACUAGCCAAGGAUGAAACACCGAUGGUCAGAAGAGCAGUUGCUGCUCGACUAGGUGAACUAGCACUAGCCAUGUCAGUAGGUCAAUCUUCCGAGAAACCUAGUGCUGAUGGAGAAAAAUCAAGUCAGAUAUCUGAGCAUAAUUCAAGUAAUAUGACCACUUCUAUCACUGAAUCAAAAAUAUUAACAAAUGAAGUGGUUAGUUUGAACAGUGGUCAUUUUAGUUGUGGAGUUGCUGCUGAUGAACGUUUGACUAAUGAUAGCGUAGCUGAAAAAUCGUCAACUCUUGCAAAUCCUCUUCAAUCUGAUGACUUUACUCUAGACCCUGAGAAAGAACGCAGUUAUAUUGUUACUAUAAUUAUUCCCUUAUUUGUUCGACUAGUUGAUGAUGAACAAGAGUCUGUACGCCUUAUGGCAGUCGAAUCGAUUGUUCAAUUAGCACAAGCAUUGGGACCUGAAGAAUCUGAAGGUUAUUUAAUUGAUCUCAUCCAACAAGCUACAACUGAUAGAUCUUGGCGUGUUCGAUGUGUUGUAGCCGAUAAAUUUACAGAAAUUCAGACAGCUAUGGGUUUACGAGUUUCACGUGAACGAUUGGUACCUUUCUUCAUGAAACUACUUCAUGAUGAAGAAGCUGAAGUACGAGCAUUUGCUGCUGGAAAAGUAAAAGCAUUUGCCAAAUGUCUACUAGGUUUACCAAUUGAUGCUGAUAUAAAUACUACUAAUAAAACUACUAAUUCUGAUACAAAAGAUUGUAAAAAUUCUUCUACAACAAUAACAUUAGAUAAUAAAAUGAUGGAAAUUGAUGAGAAAUUUGAUUCAGUCAAUAAUCUCAAUGAUAAUGAUAAUAAUAAUAAUAAUGGUUUAGCAUCAAAAGAUGAUAUAAUUAUGUUACAAUUAUUACCAGCAAUUAAAAGUCUUACAAAUGAAUCAAAUACUCAUGUAAAAUCUUCAUUAGCUAAUGCUAUACUUGGUUUAGCUCCAUUAAUUGGUAAAAAUUUAACAAUUGAACAUUUAUUACCUAUAUUUCUUGCUCAAUUAAAUGAUGAUAAUCCAGAAGUUCGUUUAAAUGUAAUUUCAAAUUUAGAACAAGUUAAUUCAAUUAUUGGAAUUGAUCAUUUAACUAUUAAUUUAUUACCAGCUAUUAUACAAUUAGCUGAAGAUCCAAAAUGGCGUGUUCGUUUAGCUAUUAUUGAAUAUAUGCCAUUAUUAGCGGAACAAUUAGGUUUAGAAUUUUUUAAUAAUCAAUUAAUUGAAUUAUGUUUAUCAUGGCUUAUUGAUCAAGUUUAUGCAAUUAGAGAAGCAGCUGUUGAAAAUCUUGUCAAUUUAUGUAAAAAAUUUGGAUCAGAAUGGGCUAGUCAAUACUUUAUACCAAAAAUUAUCCACUUGUCACGUGAUGAAAAUUAUCUUCAUCGUAUGAUUUGUUUACAAAGUAUUAUAAGUUUGUGUAAAGUUGUCAAUCCAACAAUUUGUUGUCAGUAUUUAUUACCUACUGUUUUAUCAAUGCAUACAGAUAAUGUACCUAAUGUUCGGUUUAAAGUAAGUAAAUUCAUAUUAUCUAUAUCAUUAUCACAUUAGUGUUUUAUGUUAAUAGUUGAUAAGAAUAGUUCAUGAGGUACUCUAUUCAAUUAUUAUUACUAUAAUAGGGUAAAAUAGUAAUUUUAAUCAACCUGUAAAAUUUAUCAUUAAAAACAGUGUAUGUUUCAGUUCAUAUUUGUAUAACACUAUCGUCACAUGUAUGAAUAUAAUGAAGAAAGUCAAUUGACAAGAAUGUAGAAAUUAAAAUGAUUCAAAGUAAAUUGUAUUAUAAAUGUAAUAAGAAAGAAAUUUAGGUAUAAGGAAUAUAUAUUUAUCAAACCUUAUACUUUUUGUUGUUGUUGGAUUUAAUGAUUACAAUUGAUCAGAUUCUGAGCGGAUUAGCUCGAUAUUGUCAUUUAGUGAAGAUAGUUAGUGGGUAGUAAUGGAGCUCUGGAUGUAUUUCCCACCCCACUAUUGAGGGGCCCGUUAUCUACAUGUAUCUGCAUACGGAUGUUAAUGUUUACACUGGGACUUUAACAACGGGAAGAUACGUAAACUUAUAAAUAAAAUUUUUUACUCGUUACACAAACCGGUGGUUGUCUGGACUAUAUGUUUUCAUGGAUAGUGUAUUGGCGUUUGGAGCCAAAAGUAUAUUAUGUUCAAGUCUCAACAUGAAAAUCAACGCCGAUAUACAGGUUUAUCUGGAUGAUGAUUUUAAAAUGGAACGAAAUGGGCAUCCUGAGUUCUACUGUUAGUCACUGUCCAACUUUAAUAGAGACAUUAAAUAUAAUUCAGAGAAAGCAAAUGAAAUAAAUAUAUGAAUUGAAAUUCGAAACUAACAGGAGGAUACAAAUGAAUCUGGACUACUAUUCAAUCAAUUUUGAAUAGUUACAUAAGAUCUUAUCGAACAUAAUAACAAAGCUUGCGAUUUCAUUCAGUAACUGGACUAGUAAUCAUUAGUGGUAUCCGUAUUUCAGUUUAAACAUUUCUAUCCUCUCCUAUGCUAACGAAGCAUUACUUAUUAGGGUAAUCGAUUUGUGGUCUUACCUAUCACAUAUGUAAGUUACCUCAGUCAAUGAAGUUUCACAGAUAUAUUGAUCAGUUUACUGUUUGAUGUUAUGUUCAGUUAUAAUUAAGCUAUCAAUACUUAAUAGGUUGGCGAUAAUUCGGAUUAGUCUAACCUGAUUUAGAUGAGACACUGCUAGCUUCAAUUGUAGGUAGACUAGUCUAUGAAUUGAGAUUAAUGAAAAUAUCUCGGUAAUUGAACUGUUCACGUCUAAUCACUUCUGAACGACAAAUGUUUGGAUUGCGCACAGAGGAGCCUGCUCAAAAUUUUUAUUCAAAAGCAACAAUAAUCGAAAAUGUCUGUAUUAAUAAUUUAUUUACACUCAGGGAGUAAGUCUCAUUCAUUAUCUUUCCAGUAAUGAAUUUAAAUCGCUAUGAAAAAUAUCCUUAUUCACUACACUCCAUUUAAAGGCGUUUGUGUAUAAGAUCGUUACACUACUGCGAUAAGUAAUUACAAUUUCAUUUCUGCAGGUGCUUCUUUCCUUUGUGAAAAAAUAAUAUGACUAAGUUGUGUAACUCACCGAAGUACGAACCCGAUUACUUGACUUUAAACCACACUUGAACUUAGCUCUAGGCAACUAUCCAAACCGAAUUAGUUGGAGCCGGUAUUCGAACCUAAAACGUCAAUAAUUAUAAGGUUUCCUGUUUUCAUUCAACAGUCUUCAUAUGUGGUAGCUUUUAAGUAGAUGUGGAGGUGUCGAAAAUGUCCACUAGUUGAUAUUGUUAUUAGUAUUGUUCAAGUGUACUAACUGUAUUAAUGGCCGUGAAAUGUGGUUUUUAAAAACAGGAUAUUAUCGUAGGUUAUUAGUGUCUGACUGUAGAUGCUCUGGAAGUAUUGAGUGGGUAUGUUCGGACCACUAAAUAGGCAACGCUGAAAUUAGACACAAGAUACUUGGUAAAGAUAAAAAAUCCGUUGAUAAGGUAGUUAAUCUUCAUCGACUGAGGUGAUUGGGACAAAUUAUGUAUACCCAACCACCGCCUACCUCGACGCGGGAUUUUAUUUAUUUAUUUCAACACAUAAAUAUCGGUACAAGAGGGCACCAAAUAUAUAUUCGCCAUACUAUAUUUGUGUGUGUGUGGGCUGU
Molecule: messenger RNA, 4253 nt
Organism: Schistosoma bovis
Lineage: Eukaryota; Metazoa; Platyhelminthes; Trematoda; Strigeidida; Schistosomatidae
Source: the annotation of a GenBank genome assembly